Molecule: messenger RNA, 915 nt
Organism: Papaver somniferum (opium poppy)
Lineage: Eukaryota; Viridiplantae; Streptophyta; Magnoliopsida; Ranunculales; Papaveraceae
Product: germin-like protein subfamily T member 2
Exons: 1
Coding region: 84-770 (228 amino acids)
Cellular component (GO): cell wall
Molecular function (GO): manganese ion binding
Source: RefSeq, a predicted model, not a curated record
GUAAGCAACAUAAUUUUCAUAAAAAUACAUUUCGACUUGGCAGAACUGCUAACACAACAAAUCUUGAAGAAAGAAACAAAGCCAUGGCUGCUAAGAUUAGCAGUAUUAGUACUGCAUCAUCAUUCUUCCUAGUUCUGUGUUUGAUCCUAGUUUUCACUUUGCCAUGCUUUUCUGAUCCGGACGAGCUACAAGACUUCUGUGUUGCUGACUUGAAUGCGAGAUCAACUAUGUUGAAUGGGUUUCCUUGCAAGAGGGUGUCCGAAGUUACAUCCGAUGAUUUCUUCUAUAGUGGCUUGAUGAAGGAAGCGAGCACGGCAAAUCUUUUAGGGUUUGGCGUGCGAUUUGGUGAUGUGAAUAACUUCCCUGGGGUAAACACCCUCGGGCUUUCGAUAAACCGAGUCGACUUCGCUCCUGGUGGAAAUGUCCCACUUCAUUCACACCCUCGAGCAAGUGAAGCUAAUUUUGUGCUAAAAGGAAAAGUUCUUGUUGGAUUCAUAAGUGGUAGUAAUGUUUUGUACUCCAAGGUUCUGAAAGCCGGUGAGAUGUUUAUUGUUCCUAAAGGACUUGUGCACUUUCUAAAGAACGUUGGAACGGGGAAGGCUGUGGUGAUAGCUGCUUUCAAUAGUCAACUUCCUGGAGCUGCACUACUUGCUAAUAGUCUCUUUGCUUCAAACCCAACAAUUCCCAAUGAUAUUCUGGCUAAGAACUUCCAAGUUGAUGGAAAUGUUAUCGCGACCAUAAAAUCUAAGUUUGGUAACCAAACAAAGUAAGUGAAUCACUAAAUGAGGUUCUUCCUUAUGAACAAUAUCGGUAUCUGUAAUUAUGUUUGUAAUAAUAAGAGACUCAAAUCGUCCCCUUGAUUUCUUCAUGAGUUGAAUUUCCUAAUUUGAGUUGAAUUUCCUAAUUUGAAUUGGA